Helianthus annuus (common sunflower) is the source of this 2835-nucleotide messenger RNA. Its product is annotated as receptor like protein 21-like. Gene Ontology annotation, molecular function: protein binding. Lineage: Eukaryota; Viridiplantae; Streptophyta; Magnoliopsida; Asterales; Asteraceae. The record is from RefSeq and is a predicted model, not a curated record. The transcript is spliced from 6 exons. Bases 102 to 2759 code for a protein of 885 amino acids.
UUUGUUUAUUUUCUAUUACAGCACUAAGUCAUUUGACUAAUCUGGAAAAUUUGGAUUUAAGUUUUACCGGUCUUAACGUCACACCAAGUAUCGAAGGUUGUAUGAGCUUAAUGAAACUGGAGAGGCUACAUACUAUAUCUCUUGCAGAUAACAAGUUCAACAAGAGCAUCAUCUCAUGCCUAAGUUUCCUCUCAUCUCUCAAGCUUCUUGAUCUUAGUUCUAACGAUUUGGGAAGUUCCUUUCCAUUGCAAGAAUUAUCUUCCUUGAGGAACUUAAAUACACUUGACUUGAGCUCCUGUGGCCUUCAAUCACUCACAUUAAAUGGUACCAUGAGCAACCUCGUGCACUUGAACCUUGAUUCCAACAUCUUCAAUAUUGACGACAUGAGGUUCAUUGCUGCAUUUCCAUCCCUAAGAUUUCUUUCUUUGGAGCGUUGCUUCAUUGAGGUAGGAAGACUUUUUGCUAAUGGAGUACCUAAUUUGCCUUACUUGGAAGUUCUCCUCUUGAGUACAAAUAAUUUCAAUGAAACAUUGCCGAUGGAAGGGAUUUGCGAGUUAAAGAACCUCCAUGAGCUAGAUCUUAGUGCUAACAUGUUUGGUGGAAACCUGCCGGAAUGUCUCAAAAUGCUAUCAUCUCUUAGGUUGUUUGAUAUCUCGUCAAACCGAUUCUCCGGAAUGCUUUUGCCAUCUUUGAUUGCUAAUCUCACAUCUCUCGAGUACAUUGAUGUUAGCCAUAACAAAUUUGAAGGCUCAUUCUCUUUUAGCUCAUUCUCUAAUCAUACAAAGCUUGAGGUUGUUGAAUUAACAAGUGACAAUGACAACUUCAUGGUGGAAACAGAAGAACCUAUAGGUUGGACUCCUAUGUUCCAGUUGGUAGUUCUUGUGCUAUCUAAUUGCAAUGUGAAUAGAGCAAAAGGAAGUGUUCUUCCUGGAUUUCUAGUUAACCAACACAAGUUACAAGUGCUAGACAUAUCUCACAACUCCAUACAAGGAGAACUUCCUAAUUGGUUGAUUAAAAACAACACAAUGCUGGAACUUCUUAAUCUAAGGAACAACUCAUUUUGCCAUAAUUUCCUUAUGCCAUUUUAUAGGAAUCCUAAUAUAUGGUGGCUGGAUUUGUCUGGAAAUCUCAUGAUGGGUGUUAUUCCUAAAGAUAUACAAAAGUUCCUUCCCUAUAUAACUAAUUUGAAUUUGUCCAGGAAUUCUUUAGAGGGUGGCAUACCGUGUUCAAUUGGUGACAUGUGGCAAUUAGAAACACUAGAUUUAUCUAGUAAUCAAUUGUCCGGAGAAGUACCAACAGGAUUGCUUACGGACCUCUCUGAAUUGUCUUUAUUAAAGCUAUCUAAUAACAUACUGCAUGGUGAAGUACUUUCAGGAAACUUCAGCUUCGGUAACAUUGAGAGCAUUCACUUGGAUAGUAACUAUUUCUCAGGGAAAAUUCACAGUGCGCCCAACAAAACGAGUACAUUGUCUCAACUAACAGUUUUGGAUAUUAGCAAUAACCUUUUUACAGGUUUGGUUCCUCACUGGAUAGGCAACGGUACCUUGAAAGAAUUUGUGGCAAGAAAUAAUAGGUUGGAAGGUCAGUUUCCUUGUGGAAUAGCUUCACUCCGGUUUCUCGAUAUCUCAGAAAAUUAUUUUUCCGGUACCAUCCCAGCGUGCUUAAAUUUGCAAAUUGUUGAGCAUCUUCAUAUGGGUUCUAAUUUAUUAACUGGAUCAAUACCCAACUCUUUUCGUAGUAUGUUUAGUAUUUUGACUUUGGACAUUGGCAACAAUAGUUUGUCAGGACCGAUUCCUGAAUUUCUCGGUGAAUUAUCGGACUUACGGAUUCUUCAGUUAAGAAAAAAUAAGUUUAGUGGCUCUAUUCCAAAGCAGUUGUGCCAGUUAACCAGUGUGAGUUUGAUUGAUCUAUCUAGUAAUUCUCUUUCUGGUCAAAUACCUCAUUGUCUAAAAAAUAUUGCUCGCCCAACGUACCAGGCUUUCAUCGAGAGUAGCUACGCAUCAUACCCUAGGAAUUCGUUUUACAAUUAUAGGAGCAUUCUAAAUAAGAAGUUUAAUAUCCAUGACUCUGAUAACUUGUAUGAGACACAAGACGAAAUUACGUUCACAACAAAAACCCUCGCUCUAUUCUACAAGGGAGGCAUUCUCAAUAUGAUGUCGGGAUUAGAUCUAUCUUGUAAUAAAUUAACCGGUGAUAUCCCUAAAGAGUUGGGAUUGUUAACCCAUAUUCGUGUUUUGAACUUGUCUCACAAUGUGUUAACAGGACCAAUUCCAGCGAGCUUAUCAAAUCUCACAGAUAUUGAGAGCUUAGACCUUUCUUCAAAUGGUUUGACAGGGAAAGUUUCGGUUGAACUUAUUAAGCUACACUCUUUAGCUGUUUUUAAUGUUUCUUAUAACAAUUUAUCAGGUAAACUCCCAGAAAUGAAAGAACAAUUUAGUACAUUUACCAAAGAGAGCUAUGAAGGGAAUCCACUUCUUUGUGGACCACCAUUAGAGUAUAAAUGUACGACUGAACCACACGAAACCUAUCAAUUAAAUGAGGAAGAAACAUAUGAAAAAUGGCAUGAUGUUGAUAUGACAUCAUUCUAUGGAAGUUUUGGUUCCACAUGGCUGGUGUUCAUGUUUGGAUUUGCUAUUCUUCUUUACAUCAAUCCUUAUUGGCGUAAAAGGUGGUUGGACUUCGUUGAAGAAUGUUUGUAUACAUGUUACUACUUCUUUUACUAUUUAGGAUGGAAAAUCUCUAUGUUAUUUCGAAAGUAGGCCAUGUUGUUUAACGUCUAGGUAUCUACACUUCAUCAUUUUGAUAUAUGUACGAUAUAAUUCAGCUACACAAACA